AUGGACCGCGGCCACGACUCGUGGAGCUUGAAUUGCGAAAAAUCAGAUCGGUCAGUUGUAAUCGGUUGGAGCCUCGUCGGGGUGUUUAUGUUGGGGGCAUGAAUCCGCUGACGAAUAUACGCAAUCAGAACCGUUUAAAUGAGCGAGAGGUCAAUUUCGGGCUAUCGGGAGGCAACAAGAAUUCGUGGCAUGAGAAGUAUCGCAAUUCAGCGUGGAUUUACAUUGGUGGAUUACCCUACGGUCUUAACGAAGGCGAUGUUUUAUCGGUUUUCUCGCAGUUCAUAUGUCGAUCGCUACAACAUUUCGCCCCGAGUUAUCUGAAGCACCAAUAUGGCGAAAUUGUCAAUAUAAAUUUAAUUCGUGAUCGAAAAACAGGUAAAUCACGAGGUUUUGCGUUUAUUUGCUAUGAAGAUCAACGCUCAACAAUUUUGGCUGUUGAUAAUUUUAACGGAAUCAACUUACUCAAACGUACGAUACGUGUGGAUCAUGUUGAACAAUACAAGGUGCCCAAAUACAAUGAAGAUGUUGAUGAAGAAAUCCGUCGAGUAUGGGAAGAAGGAUGCGCACCCAAACCAGUUAUUUCACAAGGUUCAUAUUUAUUGUCGAAAAAAACAUUUUUCAUUUUUUCUCUACCAGAGGCCUGGGAGGUAGAGGCCUGGUUCUGCACCUUAGGCCUAAUAUUGCGCUCUUUUGGAUGA
Molecule: messenger RNA, 698 nt
Organism: Dracunculus medinensis (Guinea worm)
Lineage: Eukaryota; Metazoa; Nematoda; Chromadorea; Rhabditida; Dracunculidae
Source: the annotation of a GenBank genome assembly